Molecule: messenger RNA, 5303 nt
Organism: Ictalurus punctatus (channel catfish)
Lineage: Eukaryota; Metazoa; Chordata; Actinopteri; Siluriformes; Ictaluridae
Gene: b4galt6
Product: UDP-Gal:betaGlcNAc beta 1,4- galactosyltransferase, polypeptide 6
Exons: 9
Coding region: 677-1822 (381 amino acids)
Biological process (GO): glycosphingolipid biosynthetic process; carbohydrate metabolic process
Molecular function (GO): UDP-galactose:glucosylceramide beta-1,4-galactosyltransferase activity
Source: RefSeq, a predicted model, not a curated record
AGACUGCUGCGCCAGCAGAAACAACGCCUUCUUGUUUCAGUCUUUAUUUUAACCCUUUACAAACCUGUUAUUUAGUCAGUUUUAGUGUCGGGAACAUAUUCGUAGCCAGUGUUGUCGGUGCUGUGUUGGCCCGUGCUCGGACGGAGCGUGUUUGAGAAGAAGAAGAGAAGGAGGAGAAGGAGGAGGAGAAGGAGAAGUCCUCGCCGUCAUCUCAUUUCCUCCUCCUUUCCCACUUCAUGUGAAAACAUGGUGCAUUGGCAGGUGCGGAUUUAAUUUCACGUUAUUCGCUGGUUUUCUGCUCUACGGCCACACCAUGAAGCACGCACGGACAGUGUUUGCGGAUUGUCUGUGAACUGAUUUAACAUCUGGUUUGCUGUUAAUUUCGUUUUGGUCAAUCUGGGAAUUUCUUCGGUUUCAGUAGUGCUGUUCCUUCAGCGCGUUAGCUUAGCCUUAUCGCUGCAUCCCUUUUCUACCACCGGCCCCAGAAACAGGCCACAGCGAUGCGGACUUUACUACAGCCUUGAUUAUUUUCGGGGGUAACAACAACAACAACAACAACAACAACAAUUAUAAAUAAAAUAAAAUAACCAUUUUCGCUUCAGUGAAGGAAAGGAGGAUAUUUAUAUGGACCUGACGGAUAGCUAGUAGCCGCUUCUCAGAGCAAAAGGGGGAAAACAUGCUUAAUUCGAGGCGGCUGUUGCGGCUUUCCAACCGCUCCUUCUUGGCCUUCUUUUUCUUCUUCUCCAUGUCCACGACCUGCCUCUACUUCAUUUAUGUGGCCCCUGGAAUAGCCAACACGUAUUUGUUCAUGGUGCAGGCUCAGGGUAUAAUGUUACGAGAUAACGUGCGGACAAUUGGCCAAAUAAUCAGAUCAUACACCAAUAAGAACAGCACUCUGAAUGGCACAGAUUAUCCAGAUGGGAACAACUCCAGUGAAUAUUUUGCUCAGCCAACUACAUACCUCCCUGAGAAUUUCACCUAUGCCCAGAACCUGCCCUGCCCUGAGCGCUUACCUUCUAUGAAGGGUCCUACAGAAGUAAAUAUGACAGAGCUUCCUAUAGAGGAGGUUGAACUGCAGCAUAGACAGCUGGGCAUUCAGUUUGGGGGACACUGGAGGCCCAAGGACUGCAAACCACGCUGGAAGGUGGCUAUUCUGAUCCCCUUUAGGAAUCGUCACGAACAUCUUCCCAUUCUGUUUCAGCACCUCGCUCCAAUGCUGCAACGGCAACGCUUACAGUUUGCAUUUUAUGUAAUUGAGCAGGCAGGUACACAGCCUUUUAACCGAGCCAUGCUGUUUAACGUGGGCUUCAAGGAGGCAAUGAAAGACCUGGACUGGGACUGUGUGGUUUUUCACGAUGUUGAUCAUAUCCCUGAAAAUGACCGGAAUUAUUACGGCUGCGGGCAGAUGCCUCGUCACUUCGCCACAAAGCUCGACAAGUACAUGUACAUUCUGCCCUACAGUGAGUUCUUUGGAGGAGUGAGUGGACUUACAGUAGAGCAGUUCCGCAAGAUCAAUGGUUUCCCCAAUGCAUUCUGGGGCUGGGGAGGGGAGGAUGAUGACCUCUGGAACAGGGUGCACUUUAUUGGCUUGAACGUGACCAGACCUGAAGGAGAUAUUGGCAAAUACAAGUCAAUUCCCCAUCACCACCGAGGAGAAGUGCAGUUCCUGGGACGGUACAAGUUGCUAAGGUAUUCUAAAGAAAGGCAAUAUUUGGAUGGUCUAAAUAAUCUCCAGUAUUCUCCGGAAAUCUCUUUAAGUAGUCUGUAUAAGAACAUCACUGUUAACCUGAGCCCUGAGCUUGCCCCCAUAGCAGAGUACUGACACCUGGCUCCUCCUCCUCUCCACCUGGCCAUCAGUACCUGAAGACGACCGACCCGGCAUCGUGGAGAAGAGUGCGGCCUGAACACCGCGUACGGCCGCCAAGUAACCUUAAAACCAACAGACAAAUGGUUAAAGGAGUGAAUGCUCAAAUGAUUGUGUGUGCGGGUGGAGUCAUACCUAUGUUUUUGUGAGCGUGUGCGUCCCAAUGCAUGUCUCUGUGUUUAUGCGGCUUUAACUACUCAAAUCACAUCAUGCUACGAAAAAAAAAAAAAAGCAGGAAGUAGAAAUUGGGGCGUGUCAGUGUCAACAAUUCCGAUGUUUACUGCAAAGCCUUAACUGAUUUUCAUAGGCUGUUAUCACUCUGAGUGUCAGUUCUCAUCCAUGCCAACAAUGUAGACCGCUCAGUUUUACAACUCAACAGCAACCUAAAUGCCAAUAGAUAUUUUAUGGCACGUUUUGUAUCAUAUAGUAGUAUUUUAAGGCAUAUGAGGAUGUAUGUAUGUAUGUACUGUAAAUGGUCUUUUUUGGCCUUCCUUAUUUAUUAUAUUUUUUUUUAGUUUCUUGAGAUGUACUUUCGAGCACUCCAGUGGCAUGUGUAAUGCGAGCGUUCCCGUUUUCUUUUCUUUCACGAAGAGUGCACAAAGGAUCACGUCUGCUCACUUGAUCCUGUAAUGACAAGCGUCAUUCCAGUGCACACAUUCUUACUCUUACUUUGGCAGCUAACUGUCUUUUCAUUAAACCCCACCUUUCCUUACACAAAUGGACACUUCAAUUUAAGGACUAAAGACAAAUUGAAAUUGGGGUGUGUGGUCACCAAUAUCAGCUGCAUGCCUUAUGUUUUUGCCAGUUUAAAAAAAAUAUAUAAAUAUAUUUAGUAUGUUUAUUUUUUCUUUUGUGCACUGUAACAAUGAAAGUGAAGAAAAUAUAUCUUCUUUUCUUAUAUACAAGAGGGGAGAAAAAAUGUUAUUGCUGGUCAGUCGCUCGAGUAAUUGUAGAGCAGUCGGGUACACAGCUGCUAAAUGCUCAAAUACUAUAAAAAUCGUGUGUGUGUGUGUGUGUGUGUGUGUGUGUGUGUGUGUGUGUGUGUGUGAGAGAGAGUGAGUGAGAGAGAUCCUCCAGCUGUGCAUAUGAAGUACAUUGUGAUGUUGCACUCUAGUCAUAAAACAAGUUGGGCCUGGAUGAGAGAGUGAUGUCAGUGUUACUCUUGAAUGGCAUCGGAAUAAAGUUUGGGCAAUGAAAACUUUAUGCUGUUAAAGUUUUGAGCUGUUGGUUAGUUGUGCUUUUCUUUGUACAUGUUGAUUGCCUUUGUAUAUACAACCUCACGUUGAAGAUGAUUUAUCAUAAUUUGGUUUAUUUUUUAUGUGGUGAUGUUUUUUUUUGUUUGUUGUUUGUUUUUUUUUUUGUUUUGUUUUUUUUUGCUAGUGACCUUUAUUAAUUUAUAUCGGUCCUAAAUAGAAAACUGGUAUUGGUAUUCUUACACUCCGUGUGUCUGGGUGUGUGUGUGUUUGCGUGGGUUUGUCUGGGUUUGUGUGUGUGUGCGUGCGUGCAUCUGGGUGUAUAUGUAUACUUGAAGAAGCACAUAUCCCCUGCCACUGAAGUCAGCAGUUAGUCAGUUCUCUCCCCUGUAGUACUGACAUAUGCUCGUAGUCCUAACCCUGAAGCUCACCGAUGCUCUGGGUAAUUCCCUCUAUUUCACAGCUCGUGCAGGGUCAUGUAGUGCACUCAGACUUGUUCUGUGGUUCCUCUGCGCUGAGCUCUUGCCUUUUUUUCCAAGGUGCUCUGAUGUGAGCUGUUCUUGUUGUGUGUUCAAGCAAAGGCCUUUGUGUGUUCUUGUCUAAGACCAGGCUGAGCCAUUGCCCUCUGACAGUAUAUAUGUGCUGAAGCAUGUUUGUACUCUGUAGACUCAAGUUUCUUGUUUACAGAUUUCUUCUCUUCUUAAACUUUCAGAUUAAAGCCUGUGUUUGCUCAUACCUAGUUGCUAUGGUUGGAGGUUAUAUGAAUAUGAUUUUGACCAAUUGGGGUAAGGAAUCUGAAAGCCUGUUUAUGAAAUAGGGUUGAAGAAGUGAAGGUUAAUACUACAGUGAAGGAGAUUAGAAGUGCCAAAGUCCCACUGUGCCCCUGUGUGAAACCUUUCUUUUUUUCUCUCUCUCUUUUUUUUUUAAUCCAGUCCUUCACUCUUAUUGCUUGUAAAGCUUCUUAUUUUCACCAGUUUUGUGGUCUUAAAAUUGAGGUUGAUUGGUACUUUAGGGGUUUCUGUCUAAAUUGAACCCGCAUUUAUUUUACUUAAUGAACUCUUGCCCCCUUAAGCUGUGUAGUUGGAAAACUGAGUUUUUCAUUCAGUGUGUCAUGUUAUGGAAGAUAUUAACAUCAAAGAAAAUACAUUGUUGUUACAACAUAUCAUAAGUAACCCAUCAGAGUAGUAGACAGUAUUCUGUUGUGGAUGCUGGUCAGACACUGGGCAACAGUAUUAUGUUUAAAUACAGGAGAUCUUUCAUUCUCACACUACAACACAACGUGUGCACUUAGACCUGGCCUGCAUGAUGAUUAUCUGUUCAUUAUCAGUCCUUUCAUGCAUAAAUGUAAUGAACUUUCACCAAUAGAACCAAAACUAAAAGUUACAAACUGUGUUACGCAAAGUAUCUUUACCAAGGUGCUUGCAAAGGGCACAUUGUCAAAACUUGUUAUUAAGCUACUAGUAAUCUUCAUAACAUUCAUCACAAAUGACUUAUGGCAUUGUUAACGUUUUAAAAAAAAAAAAAAAGAUUCAGUGUCCCAACUCAGGAGGUGUUUAAGCCUUCUGUCUUAGCCCUGUAUUCCUAAUUUGGGUUAUGCUCGCAGUAUGUUGUGUCCAAAAUUGUAUCUUCGGGAGCAACUUUUGAACCUGUGACCCAUUUUUAGUUAGGUACCAUCAUGAGGUGGUGGCCUGUAGGUUUAAAAUAAAAUGUUUAAUAUCAAAAUGUUUUUUAUUUUAAAAUGAACUUGUUCAUCUGUCUUUGAAAUGAUUGAAAAAAAUAUAUAAAAUUUGAAAAAUGUAUUCACCAUUACAAAUUGUCAGUGUUACAUUUUUGCAGUAUUCAUAUUUGUGCCUUGAGUUCUUUUCACAUUUGCAUUGAUGAUUGACAGUUGCAGUGUGGUGGCUGUUUUCAAAAAUUAAAAUAAUGUAGAGUGCACAUUUAGUUUUCACAAGUAUUUAAUUUAAAUCUGGAUUAAAAAUGUGUAGUCUUCUAAAACAUUCAAAACUAAAAAAAAGUGGAGCAGAAAGCCAGGGGAACACUUUCCUCUGUGUUUGUACUGUUUUUCAGGAUCCAUGUUUUCUGCAUCAGUCUUUUUGGAAACAGGAUGACAGAUAUUGACUGCUUUGACUGAUUUUAUUAUUACAUUUAUUUUCCCUUUCGUUUUUCCGGUCUCUUCACUGUUACCGGUUUGCUCACUGCGUUACAGUCUGUAAUGACCAUUAAAAGAGUUUAUAGUUGAAAACCUA